AUGGAGCAAUUAAGAAAAAAAGGAGGGGGGGGGAGAAGGGCACAAUCAAAGCAUAGUGUCAAGCAAGCAGGUGUAACCGUUGAGUUCUAUGGCAGCAAACUCAAUGGAGUGAGUUAUAGUGAUCCUGCUACUGUGAAAAAAGAUGCUAGACGUGCUCAAUUGGCUGAAAUUUUUGAAUUAGAUCGUGCUACUUUGAAAUCUGAUGGUGUUUUUUUAACCCUGUUCAGAGAUGUUUUUGCCAGUAUUGAUCCAGAUUUGGAUGCUCAAGUGGAAUUUGAAGCAUUCCAAAAACUUGGAGAUCCAACUACAAGAAAACAAAUAGUAUGA
This is a messenger RNA of Gossypium arboreum, 327 nucleotides long. Its product is annotated as photosystem II CP47 reaction center protein-like. Bases 1 to 327 code for a protein of 108 amino acids. Lineage: Eukaryota; Viridiplantae; Streptophyta; Magnoliopsida; Malvales; Malvaceae. Gene Ontology annotation, molecular function: chlorophyll binding. Gene Ontology annotation, biological process: photosynthetic electron transport chain; photosynthesis, light reaction. The transcript is spliced from 2 exons. The record is from RefSeq and is a predicted model, not a curated record. Gene Ontology annotation, cellular component: photosystem; membrane.